Phaedon cochleariae (mustard beetle) is the source of this 1765-nucleotide messenger RNA. NCBI's taxonomy places the organism in Eukaryota, Metazoa, Arthropoda, Insecta, Coleoptera, Chrysomelidae. The record is from the annotation of a GenBank genome assembly.
AAAUCAAAAGCUGUUAUAUUCUUCAAAACAAAAUCAAGAUUAUUUUAUUAAUUUUUUACUUUCCAGACGUUAUUUUCUAUACCUGUAUGUGAAAAUGACGUAGACCUACUAAACAUUUCCGAAAAUGUAAAAUAAUUACUAUUCAUAGGUUUUACCUUGAAUGUUUAAUAUAAGGUAAUUAUAAGAAAGGUAAAUAUGAUUUUCUGGUGGACAGCAAAAAGAACUAUUCUCAACAACAAUUUGAGAUUAAUCCAUCCUACAAUAAGAUAUAACAAGAGGAAGUCCAUCUAUAAAACAGAGGAAGCAAAGAAACUCCGAUUCUAUUUCCUGACGCGAUAUUUAGAUUACUUGAAGAACUAUGAACAGAUUGUGGAAAAGAGGUUCACUGGGGCUAUACAAGUCUACAAAGUAUUUAUGGAGGGAGUCAAAGACUUCAUGAGCGAUUCCAAAGACUAUUUCAGAAUCAUUAGAAUCUUGAAUUCCCCAGGAGUUCCAGGGACAAAGUUUGAGAAGUUACUGAGAAGAGAAAUUGAGCUUUACCAACAAAUGCCCAAAGACAUGAGAAAAGUAGCUCCUGUUCUCCUUAUAUCUGCUUUACCACUGGGACCCUAUGUUAUCCUACCCCUAGCUUACAUGUUGCCCAGAUAUUUGCUGUGCUCACAUUUUUGGACAUUGCAACAAAAAUCAGAUUUUGAUGUGCUCAAUCUCAGAGACAGGUUGCACCACAACAGACCUGUGUUUAGGCAUCUACAAAGUCAGCUCAGUUUUCUGAAACCACACUGUCUCUUUGAUCCUUGGAGUAGGAUUCUUGGUGUGAUAGGUAGUGGAUCACAACCAUGUGUCAAAGAAAUCAUACAGUGUAAGGAUCUGUUCAUGGCUGAACCAUACCACCUCUUUUACCUCAGUAGAAGUCAUGUAAUACACCUUCUAAAAUUGCAUGAUAUGCACAGAGGUUGGUUCAGAAGAACAAGACUUGCAGAAAGGGCUUAUAUUCUGAGAGAAAUGGAUAAAGCAAUAAUGAGAGAAGGUGGAGUACACAAUUUACCCUUACCAGCACUCAAGAAAUCAUGUUCUCUAAGAGGUUUAAAUCCAGCUAAUAUGCAGACAGAAGAAAUGGUGAAAUGGUUAACAGAUUGGAUACAACUAUCCAACAAUACUGACAAAGAGAGCUAUUCCCUUUUACUUCAUGGGCCAAUUUUACUAGGGUACAAUUCACCUUCAAAUUGGAAAUUAAUUUAUAAGGACAAAUAAUAACUGAUUUGAAAAGUUUAGAAUUUUAUGAAAUGUUCUAUGGGUGAUGGUGAUACUUUUGCCUUGCAUCAUGACUGACUUUUCUUGAAUAGCUUCAAUUCCUCUGUGAAACAAGAACCAUGACUUCAUUGCAAAAAAAUAUUUUUUGGAUUUUGUUGGAAGAUAUCUACCACAAGCUGUAAAUAUGUCAGUUUUUUUUUUCCAAUUUGAGAAACAUUUUCUACACAUUCUUUUCAAAACGAGCAACCCAAGUAUCAACUUGUGAUCUGAAUUCCGGAAUGCAAUACAAAUAUGCCAUCAAAAAAAUAUAUAUGCUUUGCUAGAUGUUGAAGAAAUUCACAUCUGAACCAUUUUUUUAGUAUUUUGAACUAGAGUUACAGCUUACAGAGUUUUUUAUUGGACAUCCUGUAAAUAUUUCUCAGAAAUGAUUAAGUUUUUAUGUACCUAGUUGUCUUGUGAUAAUUUGUUAUUGUUUGGUUUUUAACUUUAAGAGUUUAAAUAAAACAUAAUUUUC